GCGGGGGCGGAAGUGCUCUCGGAGGAAGUGUUCUGGGCGGAAGUGCUCGUUGUGCUAGUCGUGGGUGGGAUGGCUGCAGGCAAGCUCUUUCUAAAGCUGCUGCGAGUACCCGCCAGAUCCAUGGCUCAGAGCCCACUCGAGGGCGUGCCCCUUUCCAGGGGCCUGCACCCGGGGCGCGGGCCCCGAAGGCUCUCCAUCGAAGGCAACAUUGCUGUGGGAAAGUCCACCUUUGUGAAGUUACUCAUGAAAACUUACCCAGAAUGGCACGUAGCUACUGAACCUGUAGCAACAUGGCAGAAUGUCCAGGCUGCUGGCACACAAAAAGCCUACACUACCCCAAAUCUUGGAAACUUGUUGGAUAUGAUGUACCAGGAGCCAGCACGAUGGUCCUACACAUUCCAGACAUACUCUUUUAUGAGCCGCCUGAAAGUACAGCUGGAGCCCUUCCCUGAGAAGCUCUUACGGGCCAGGGAAGCGGUACAGGUCUUUGAGAGGUCUGUGUACAGUGACAGGAGUUUGCCAACCGGGUCCAGUUACAUGGCCUCAUCUACCUGCAGGCUUCUCCCCAGGCUCCACUUUGAGGCUCUGCUGGACAUGCCCGUGCUGGUGUUGGACGUCAAUGAUGAUUUUUCUGAAGACGUAACCAAACAAGAGGAACUCAUGAAAAAGGUGAACACCUUCAUAAAGAUUCUGUAACCAACAUCAGGGUGUUCUGGCUGUGGUCUGGGCUCUCUGACUUUCUGAAGCUAGAAAAAUCCUGAGUCACCCACCUUUCCACCCCCAUUCCCAUCUCUUUUUACUCCUAGAGUGCUCCGACACUCCAGUAUGAUUUCUGUUACCCUGAGACUUUGCCGUGGUCUUCUUUUAUAGCUCAUAGAUUUCUAAAAUAAAGUUUUAAGUUUUGCUUAUUUUGCUAAUCCAGUUCAUAUAUUUCAGUGUGUAACUGCUGGUGCCUGCUCCUAACUUCCCUCUAAAUGAGCCAUUUUCACCUGAGAAAAGUCUUAGCUUUCUUCUUCCUGUGUCCUUCACCAACCGGAUGUCCCUUGUGUUCACUUGUUCCCUCCGACAUGCCAGGGCCGGCAGUGCUCCCAGGACCUUAACCAGGCCCUGCCGAGCAUGAGAAGUAAAUGGAGCAGGAUUGGAUGGGUGCUCAGGUAUGAGCCCCCAGAGCUAGGAAAUGGAGCCCGAACUCCAGGAAGCUCCGUUAUCUCUUCCCAUCCAGCACCCUUGGUAUGGAGGUUGGGGUGGGGAUUCAGACCUUUGUCCUAGAGCUGAAGAACCUGGAUAAAAGAAAGAAAGGGAGGCAGGGAGAGAACAAAUCAGGAGCCCAGAAAGUCAGCAUCUGACAUUUAGGGUUUGGUCAUCCUGGCACUGUGGCCUGCUCCAAACACCUUACCCAAGGAGUUUCAGGUAACCUUAAUGGAGUGAAUCUGUCUACACUGGAAAGAAAGAAAAUUUUUGUGCUGCACUUCAAGCUUCAAGGAGAAUUUAUUGUUAAGAGAGAAAAACACAUGGCUGUAUAAAAUCAAAGUGCUCCAUUUCAAGAAGCCCGCAGGUCCAUGAGUCACUGGGAGCAGAAUUCCUGUGCUGAGCCCUGGACGGUUGUGCGGGCACACAGGCACACGAAGGAGCCUGGGGCCCGACUGUCCCAGAAGACGGGAACCUGUGUUUCCCUGUAUGCCUGGCAAAAUGAGUGAGAGAUUGCUUUCUAACAAGUGUGAUGUUUUUAAAUAACAGCACAGCAUUUCUUUAUAUCUACUUUAAAAUUUGUAACUGCUUUAUUGAGAUAGAAUUCCCAUAGCAUCCAAGGCACCCAUUUAAAGUGUACGAUUCAGUGGUUUUUAGUACAGUCAUAGGUUGUGCAGCCAUCACCACAAUUCCAAAAUGUUUUCAUCACCCCAAGAAGAAGUACCAUGCCAAUUAGUCACUCUCCAUCUCCCACCCCCAAGAAUCUGCACUCACCCCC
Rhinolophus ferrumequinum (greater horseshoe bat) is the source of this 1966-nucleotide messenger RNA. It is a transcript of the gene DGUOK, whose product is annotated as deoxyguanosine kinase. Gene Ontology annotation, cellular component: cytoplasm; mitochondrion. The transcript is spliced from 6 exons. The coding region runs from base 70 to 696 and encodes 208 amino acids. Gene Ontology annotation, biological process: nucleobase-containing compound metabolic process. Lineage: Eukaryota; Metazoa; Chordata; Mammalia; Chiroptera; Rhinolophidae. Gene Ontology annotation, molecular function: deoxyguanosine kinase activity; ATP binding. The record is from RefSeq and is a predicted model, not a curated record.